AUGUCGCAAUCGUCAUCGUCGUUUUCUAAUGGAUGGGCGAUCGACACUGCGCCUGACCUGCAGAACUCGAGUGAUAAGGACUACCACCCGGUGUUCAAGGCAUUUCUCGCCGGUUCCUUCUCCGGGACCUUUAGCGCUGUACUGUUCCAGCCGCUUGACUUGGUGAAGACUCGUCUACAGAACCCGUCUCAACAUGUUGUUGCGGCGACUGUCAACAGCCGAAUCCAACCCGGGAUGAUGACGAUCUUCACGAACAUCAUUCGACAGGAACAAAUUGUGGGACUAUGGAGGGGCAUGGUUCCUUCCAUCGCUCGUUGCGUUCCCGGCGUGGGAAUCUACUUCUCCUCUCUGCACUGGUUGAAAGCCAAAAUGGGCAAAACCAAGGGCGACUUGGGCGCCUUGGAAGCAAUCACGUUGGGAGUUUUUGCAAGAACCAUGAGUGGCGUUGCGUUAAUACCCAUUACUGUGAUCAAAACUAGAUAUGAAUCUGGGGUGUACAAAUACAACAGCUUGGGUGGUGCCUUGAAGGCCAUUUACAAAGCGGAAGGCAUCCGAGGCCUUUCCUGUGGUCUGGGCCCAACCCUCGCCAGAGAUGCACCUUUCUCUGGCCUGUACCUCAUGUUUUAUUCGCAAACCAAGCAAAGUGUACCUAAAGAAUGGAUGCAGUCGCCUGGUGCAGCCAGUGCCGUCCACUUCAGCUCCGGUAUAGUUGCCGGGAUCGCUGCGUCUCUGGUAACCAACCCAGCUGACGUGCUCAAGACCAACAUGCAGUUGUACCCUGACAAGUUCCCCAACGCAUUCAGCGCGGCUGUAUAUGUACAUCAGACAUACGGCGUAAAAGGUUACUUCAAGGGUGCUGUGCCAAGAAUGUUGCGCCGCACACUGAUGGCUGCGAUGGCGUGGACCGUCUUCGAAGAAGUUACUAGAACAAUUGGCUUGAAAUGA
This is a messenger RNA of Spodoptera littoralis (African cotton leafworm), 945 nucleotides long. The record is from the annotation of a GenBank genome assembly. NCBI's taxonomy places the organism in Eukaryota, Metazoa, Arthropoda, Insecta, Lepidoptera, Noctuidae.